This is a messenger RNA of Physella acuta, 3307 nucleotides long. Its product is annotated as axin-1. The record is from RefSeq and is a predicted model, not a curated record. Gene Ontology annotation, biological process: cell development; positive regulation of proteasomal ubiquitin-dependent protein catabolic process; negative regulation of canonical Wnt signaling pathway. Gene Ontology annotation, molecular function: ubiquitin protein ligase binding; protein kinase binding; molecular adaptor activity. NCBI's taxonomy places the organism in Eukaryota, Metazoa, Mollusca, Gastropoda, Physidae. Gene Ontology annotation, cellular component: beta-catenin destruction complex; plasma membrane; nucleus.
CUGAGUUGUCGGUUAGACUUAGACUAGAGGUUCGUGAUUGGAUUUCUACCACCUAUGAUUGUGUUUAGUAUUUACAAAAUUUAGUGUCAUUUGAUUAUAUUUUCGCUGUACCGUUUUACGAAGUUGGAAAAUGUCUCAUUUAUUCAAAUGAGGUAAUGUUGAAGAAAUAACAGUUUUUCUCAUUUGAGGUUUAUUUAGACCUCAUGGAAUUACCCUGGUUGUCAUGACCACCAAAGUUGUUGACUUCUUAAAUGAAUCUGGUGGCAGUAAUUUUACUGAAACUGCAACUCGACCACCUACAUAUGGGGAGGAGAAUGAGCUUCAGUCUAAUGGAGGCAAUUCAACCAAAAGCAGCAGCUCUCAUAAGAGCCAUGUAUCCAGCAAAUCGUCCUCCAAAAGUGUGGCCUCCACACACUCACCCGCCACCACACCUCGAAAGUCCAACUUGGAAGGGCUUAAAAUAUCUGAUACCAUGAUCCACACUAGUCUCUGUGAGGACAGCGAGAUGGCAGCACCGCUGGGUUUUGAACCUGAAGGUAGUGUUGCCAACUCACCUCCUUACUCUGAAAAUGGAACACCUCCUCAUCUAAAAUGGGCUGAAAAUUUAAGUUUUCUUUUAGAGGAUUCGGAAGGUGUGGAGCUUUUUAAAUUUUUCAUGGAUCAGGAACUAGAAGGAGGUUCUGAAGAACUGCAAUUCUGGUUUGCAUGUCAAGGAUUAAAGAGAAAGAUAGGUGUUGAUUCUUUGGAUUGUACAAUUACAAAUAUCCAGAAGGCCAUUUAUAAACGUUAUGUUCGCAGUGAAAAGGUAAAAUGCAUAUCAAAGGAAGUUAAGAGGGAAAUAGCUGAAAAAGUUUCGAGUAAAAGUACACUGGACAAAUGUAUUUUCGAUACAGCCCAGGAGGAGGUGGAAAAUUAUAUGCGCAGUGUUACAUACCCUGCAUUUUUAAGAUCAGAUUAUUAUGUGCAAUAUGUUCAAAAUUAUGUAGAAAGUCCAAAAUCAAGUAGGUCUAGUGGUUCUAAUAGUGCUCGGCCAGUUUCUCAAUCUGGACUUUUACCUGUUGUACAUGAAGAUAAGGAAUUAGAAAGCAAAGAUUUGAAUACAUCCAUGCCGUUACCUGUGAUCAAGGCUCCAUCAUUAACAAAAAGAUCAGAUUUAUCAGUGCGUAGAACAGAAACUCUAACAGGGUCACCAUUGUACAAAACACCAUCAUCAUACCCUGCUCAUGUGUCUUAUGCACCAGUCUCUGCCCAAGACAGUGAACUACAGAGUUUAUCAAGUGAUGCACUUACAGAUGACACUAUCUCAGUAACAGACAGCAGCUUAGAUGGGUAUCCUCAACAUUUUCGUAAAAAACACAGAAGAGCUAUGAUGAAAAGUUUAGCUCAACAAAACAGAGAACCAAGAACAGGAUUACAUUCACAAAUUAUACCUCGAACUGAGCAUGCCCCAAAGGAUAGAAACAUUGCUGAAACUGAGCCGUUACGAUUUGCUCAGUUACUGAUUGAUAAAUUGUCUAAAGUCCUUGAAGAAAGAGAGUCCUCAGCUAAAAUGGAAGAAAAACUGAGAAGCAUUAACAUUAAUGAGGUGGAUAAAUCUGAUGUAGAAACCAAGAUCAUUGCAUGUUUUGCGAAGCCUUUGUGUACUUCAUUAAUACCAUCAACUAAAGCUCCCACCUCUGCAUUGAUACCCCCCAUGGAUGAGGAAUCUGCAGAAAGUAUACUAGAUCAACAUUGUUCGCGCAUAUGGGCAUCUUCCUCACAUCACACACCAUCCUAUUCACCAACCGGGUCUCCUCCACACAGUAAAUCUCCUGACAGACACCAAAGGAAGAAAAUUGGACUGUCUGCAUCAGUGUCUACACCAAAUGCCUACGCAUCUCGGGCAUAUCAUAAAAAACGGGAUUUCUCGUCUGUAUCAUAUGAUAGUGGCAUAGAAAACUGUAAUCUUAUCGUCGGCACAGAGACUCAUCGUCAUAUACAUCACCAUCACCACCACCAUCAUUCAGCUAGGGAGUCCUCUAACAAAAAGAACUUGGUAGAAGUGGAGGCUCAGACCACAUGGAGGGCAGAUAAUCCAUCCAAUACCUCUGAUUAUCCUGAUAAUGCAGGCAGAGGAAGGACUAGUGUUAGAAAAAGUAAUGUUUUACGCAAGACCUGUGAGACAAGUAGUAAUAUUGACAGUGGUAUCAGUGGCAUGGAGUCUGUCAAGCUUGCAUCCAAUUGGAAUAACCCUACAAGUGAAAAGGUUAUGAAAUGGAUGCUAGACAGUGAGACAGUCCAAGAUGUGUCCAAUAUUCUGCCUGAUGUUGACAAAACUUCAUCCACCCACAAGAGGUCUCAUAGACUUAAUCAAUCUGCAACACAGCCUACUCGACAAAGUUCCAAGUCAAAGUCAGGCCAAAGAUCAACAUCUGUUGAAAGAGGUGUACUGUCUACAUGGAAUGGUGCAACACCAAUACUACCUAAUCAACCUUUUGCACAGGAUUCUUGUAUGCCUUUACUUACACCUCCAAAUCCAACAACGCAAUUAGAAGAGGCCAAACGAAGAUUAGAGACACAAUCACAGUCAAGGACAAUGUGUCUUUCUCCUGUCAAAUCCAACUCACGGCAGCGUCAAGCUACAAGUGUCCCUCCAAGUGUACAGCCUACAGAAACUAUUAUUGGCAUUUAUAUGGGCCAAGAGCCCAUCCCUUACAGACAUCAAUUACCCGGGCGGGUCAUUACUCUAGCACAGAUCAAAACAUUAGUUACCAAACGUGGUGUUUUUAAAUAUUAUUUCAAAAGACAAAGCGAUGAAUUUGGAGAAGGUGCUGUUUUUGAAGAGAUAUCAGACGAAAAUACAAUAGUUCCUAUGUGGCAAGGGAAGAUAGUUGUCAAAGUGGAGCGAAUAGAUAUCUGACUUUAGGUUGUGUUUGAAUGUUUGACUGACUGUUGUUAUGUGUAUGUGUGCUCACAUGAAACAAAUAUUGUUUAGAUGAAUGGUGGGUUGAAAGUGUCCUAUUUGUAUAUUUGAAGGCUAAAGGGAAAUAACCAGUGUACAAAUGUUCUACUAGCCAAGUUGUACAUACAUGUCUGUAGUGUGCCAUCAUUAUCUCAGGGAAACUAGAGCAUGUUGGUCUAAAUGAAUCUAUUUAUAGUUUGAUACAAGUUUGGGCCAUCAUAACAAAUAUUGCCUUCCACUAUGAUAUUUUAUAGGUCAUGUUUAUUCUUAGUAGGGCUAUGUGGCUUCUAACUAUAGUUCAAUGCAACACAUGGCAAUUGCAAAGUUGUAAAUUUUACAAACAAAAAAAAAGAUUUAUUAACUUUU